Messenger RNA from Branchiostoma belcheri (Belcher's lancelet), 1493 nucleotides. RefSeq names its product galactose-3-O-sulfotransferase 2-like. Gene Ontology annotation, molecular function: galactosylceramide sulfotransferase activity. The record is from RefSeq and is a predicted model, not a curated record. Gene Ontology annotation, cellular component: membrane. Gene Ontology annotation, biological process: glycolipid biosynthetic process. The transcript is spliced from 7 exons. The coding region runs from base 1 to 1389 and encodes 462 amino acids. NCBI's taxonomy places the organism in Eukaryota, Metazoa, Chordata, Leptocardii, Amphioxiformes, Branchiostomatidae.
AUGACGUACUUGUCUGUUCCGUCGGGCGUCAUCAACGUAACGUCAAACGUCGUCCAGGGCGUCGCCCGGCCCGCGGCUUAUAACGAUACUGGUUGGGCUGAGAUCGUCGACGACGUUGGACUAGGAGGACGUCGCUGUAAGAAGACGAGGGUAGAGUCCUGCAAAGGUCUUAAAAGCAAUUGGAGCUUGACGGAAACGCCUCCAGAUUCGCCACACGAGCUCUGUAGUGCAGAAAGAAAACACUUUGCCUUCGUCAAAGUGCACAAAGCUGGUUCAACAACACCAUACACUGUCUUCCAGCGGUUCGGACGCAAACGCCAUCUGCAAUUUGUAUUGCCUAGCAACGAGAGAGUAGAUGUAGGUUGGCCGUACCUGAUGAAGAAGGAGGAUUACCUACAGCCCAUCCCCGGCCGGCCCUUCGACCUGCUGGUGGACCACACGGUGUACAACAGGGAGAUCUUCAGGAACCUGCUGCCCAACGACACCGUCUACCUGGCUAUAGUCAGGGAGCCUUACAGCCACCUUAAAUCGGUUUUAAACUGGUAUUCCUUGGUGCGAAAGUACGGACUACAGAAAACUGACCCGGUGGACGAUCUACUGAAGCAUCCAGGAGAGCUGGACAGGAAGUGGCUAGUCCCGCGUGAGCACAAACAGCCGUUCUCCUACACACGCAACUUCAUGUCGUACGACCUGGGGCUGCCCAUCGCUCUAGCCGAUGACGAGACGUACGUCCGUGACUACAUCGCCCAGUUGGACCGGGAUUUCCUGCUGGUGCUGGUGCUGGAGUACUUCGACGAGUCGCUAGUCCUGCUGAAGCGUUACAUGUGCUGGCAGCUGACAGACAUUCUCUACAAAAUACAGAACAGUCUAGAAUACGGAUAUAAGGAGGAAGAGCUGUCCCCUAAAAUGAAGAUGAUCCACAGGAACUGGAGCAGGGCUGACUACCUGAUCUAUGAACACUUCAACAGGACCUUGUGGGACAAAAUCGCACAUGAGGGGGAGGACUUCUUUAACGAGCUUGCGCGGUUCAAGGAGAUCAACCAAAUGACGACCCGAUUCUGUGACGUAACGGUCGUCAAGAACAGCACCGCAGACAAACGCUUCGGCGCUACCCGGUGGAACGACGAGUUCGUCAUUGAUGGCAAGUUCUGCGGAGUGCUGAACACCAGGCAUCUCCUCAGCCUGAAGAGGAUGCACGUAGAAAAGCUGAGAAACAAUGGGGUCAACAUGCCAUGGCCGAAAUGGCUGGGUCCGCCUCCGAAAAACCCUCCAGACAAGAAGCAACCCCAACCUCAGAACAAACCUGCAAAGAAGAAGCAAUCGAAAUCUCCAGCAAAGCGACCAGUCACGUUCAAACGUAUAAAAUCGUCUAAGAAAAGACGCCACUGAUUCAACGUUAGUUGAUAAGGACAGCGUUCUGUCACAAGUUUGAAAAUAUGUGCAGUAUGUCAGUAUGUGAUGUUGUCAACUUAAUACGACGUUGUUUGAAAAUG